Messenger RNA from Cyphellophora attinorum, 1011 nucleotides. RefSeq lists its product as uncharacterized. The record is from RefSeq and is a predicted model, not a curated record. Gene Ontology annotation, molecular function: methyltransferase activity. Lineage: Eukaryota; Fungi; Ascomycota; Eurotiomycetes; Chaetothyriales; Cyphellophoraceae. Bases 1 to 1011 code for a protein of 336 amino acids. The transcript has 9 exons.
AUGGCGACUACAUCUGCUGGUGAAGGAGAUCGAGAAGUCCCGAUUGCCGAGAAUCUCGAGAACCAGCACGAGCUUGAUGCCUCUUAUGACGGCGAUACGUACGACUUCAUUCGUGGAGAGACACAGACAAUCGGAUCAUCCAUCUACGCAUUUCGCAACGAGAACGGCCGCUCGUACCAUGCCUACAAAGAAGGACAGUAUUGGGGCCCGAAUGACCAACAGCAAAGCGAGCAAUUGGAUAUUGCUCACCAGGCAUAUCUGAUCUUGUUCGACAACAAGCUGUUCUUUGCGCCGCUGACAGAUCCGAAGAGGGUGCUCGACCUUGGGACGGGGACAGGAACGUGGGCAUGCGAUUUUGCUGAUGAGUUUCCCAAUGCCCAAGUCAUCGGAACAGACCUGUCUCCGAUCCAGCAUCAAGCUGUCCCACCGAAUUGCCAAUUUGAAAUAGACGAUGCCACAGAUGAGUGGACUUUCGAAAAGGACAGCUUCGACUAUAUUCACGUCAGAGGAUUCUAUGGCAGCAUAGCUGACUGGCCAGAGUUUUAUAAGAAAGUCCUGGCACACUUGAAACCCGGUGGCUAUUUCGAGCAAGUAGAGUAUAGUGUAACGUGGAUCGCUGACGAUGGAUCGGUACCAGAAGGGCACGCCUUCGAGAGAUGGUCAAAGUUGUUUGUUGAGGCAGGCGAGAAAAUAGGUCGCACCUUCCGGAUCCUGGACUUGCAGACCGACUUCAUCAAGGAAGCAGGUUUCACAAAUGUGACUGAAAGGAAGUUCAAGAUGCCCGUAGGGCCAUGGAGUAGUGAUCCGAAGCUGAAAUCAGUCGGUCGGUAUCAUCUGCUGGAAUGCUAUGAGGGAAUUGAGGGCUGGAGUAUGGCGCUGCUGACAAGGCUUUACGGCUGGUCGUUCGAGCAAGUACAAGAGUUUCUGGACGAAGUGCGGCAGGGUUUCAAGGACCGGAGUGUGCAUGCCUAUACCUCAGUGACGGUGACUUGGGCUCAAAAGCCAUCAUGA